Messenger RNA from Exserohilum turcica Et28A, 1935 nucleotides. RefSeq lists its product as uncharacterized. The record is from RefSeq and is a predicted model, not a curated record. The coding region runs from base 1 to 1935 and encodes 644 amino acids. The transcript is spliced from 3 exons. NCBI's taxonomy places the organism in Eukaryota, Fungi, Ascomycota, Dothideomycetes, Pleosporales, Pleosporaceae.
AUGCCGCCCUUCAAGGAUGACCAGAUUAUCAUCAUCUCGCCCGGCUCGGAGACCACCGUCGCACAGCUGGGCCUGCCCGAGUCUUUCACCCCGGCGCGCCUACGCGUAAGGUCGCGCAUGUUCCCCGCUGAGAAGGAGGGCGAGUUUGAGCCGUACAAGAUACGACGGAAGCAGGAAGCGGCAGCUGCAGACAAGGGCGAGGCCAAGGAUGAGGCGCAACAAGAGAACAACAAGCCCGCCGAGGGCGAGGAAGAAGUCAUAUGGGAGGAGGACCGCGUCUCAGAGGAGGGCGCAAUAUGGCCUAUCCAGCAGGGCAGAAUCGUCGACUGGCCGUGCUUCUUCGCUCUCAUCACGCAUGUUUAUAAUUCGCUAAACCCGCCCUUUCACACCCCGAUCCUCCUCAUCACUCAGCCCGCAUGGACGCCACGAGAGCACGAGAAGCUCACCCAGUUUUUCUUUGAGAAAUUCAAGGUCCCCGCUUUUGGCUUGAUGGACGCAGCAUUGGCGACGACAUGGGCGUAUGGUGUGCACACGGCCACUGUCAUUGAUGUCGGCAAAGACAAGGCCGAUAUCACUGCUGUCAGCGAGUUUAUCCCGCACAUACAGGGCAGAGUCGUCUCGCUGGCCGGAUGUGGAGGUGAAGCCUUUACCGAGGGCCUCCUCGCCAAGCUGAAGCCCAAAGGUUUCAACCGGGACAUGUGCGAACAGCUCAAGAGGUCGCCAAUAUGCGAGCUUCUGCCCCCAGGAGUUCCGCUGCCAGGAUCAGCAGAUGCGCCGCAGAUGGACGUCGUGAGCAACCCUGCGGCAGCAGCUUCAACUGGAGCACCGGGUUCUGGCGCUGCUGCGGCAACUGCGAUUGGGAACGUGCCACGGGGCCCUGGCAUCGAUACCGAGGUCGGAGAGGAAGGAACUGGCGAAGAUGAAGGUGUCCUAGACGUCGCAAGCAUUGUAGCUGGGGGCAAGAUGUCUGAAUACCUUGCUAAAAAAGAGAAGGAGAAGCAAGAAAAGUCCAAUGCUAAGAAGAAGGGCGCCCCAGCCCCACAAGCGAAUAGGCCUGUAAAGCUUCCCAACUCGAAGGUUGAAAAAGCUACAUUUCUGUACGAAGAUCACGCGCUCCUGGAUACCCUGAAGAACAUGAAUCUGAACACGCAAGAGAUGGCCGACGCCAAAGGUGCCUUGGACGAGGGCCCUUCCCGGAAAGCAAACGAAGGCGAGGAAGAGGGUGAGUCCACUUCUGCAGCCGAGGCAAACGGCACCACCGACUCCAACAGCACAUCCAAACGGACAGGAGCGAUAAGACGUGAAAUAGAGGUUGGCACCGAGCGAUUCAUGGCAGACGGCAACGGCACACUGGAGAAGAUUGCAGAUGCCAUAUACAGGACAAUCUCUUCUAUUGACGAAGUCGGCAAGCGAAGUGAUCUCUGGGAUCAGCUCAUCGUCUGUGGCAACGGAUCAAAGCUGCGAGGCUUUAGGGAAGCUCUUCUGCAGACCAUUCAGACUAAGUAUCUAGUGUCACCCUCUUCAGCCACUAUCUUCACAUCCGAGAUCCCAUCCAAUGUCUCGACACCUGCGGGGACUGGAACAAACACACCUCAGCCCCAACUCGGUCCGCAUGGUGCCUCGCAGGUCAACCCCCUCCUACUGGCAGCUACCACAGCACAGACGCAGCACAUGGUGCCACACGGGGGUAUUCCCGGAAUGUCACACAACACCCACUCGUCACACGGCCAGACACCCACCUCAAUCAAAUUUGUCAAGCCCCCGGAGUACUUUCCCGAGUUCAAGGAGGUUGGCUUUGACGAAUCCACCUUCCUCGGCGCCCAGGUCGCGGCCAAGGUCAUCUUUGUUGUCGACCAGGGUCAAAGUAAAGGCUACAUGACGCGCCCAGACUACAAUGACCAAGGCCCUCAAGCCAUCCACGACUACAGCCUAUGA